This is a messenger RNA of Morus notabilis, 2005 nucleotides long. RefSeq names its product DUF21 domain-containing protein At4g14240. Bases 57 to 1589 code for a protein of 510 amino acids. Gene Ontology annotation, biological process: magnesium ion homeostasis. The record is from RefSeq and is a predicted model, not a curated record. Gene Ontology annotation, cellular component: intracellular membrane-bounded organelle. NCBI's taxonomy places the organism in Eukaryota, Viridiplantae, Streptophyta, Magnoliopsida, Rosales, Moraceae. The transcript has 13 exons.
UCUGUGCGUAUACUGUUACCGAAGAAAGAAGAAGACGAAGAAGAAGAAAAAGUUAAAUGCGAAAUUCGAUGGUGUUAUUGCUCAAUGCCCUAACCCUAGCUCGGACCAUGACGGUCUCGACGAGCGACCUGGUUUUCGAGGCCGAGGACAUCGAGUUCGGCCAGCCAUGGUGGUUCGUCUUCGCCGGCGUAUCGUGCCUGCUCGUCCUCUUCGCCGGGAUUAUGUCGGGGCUAACCCUAGGGUUGAUGUCGCUCAAUCUCGUCGAGCUCGAGAUUCUCCAGCGUAGUGGAACCUCCACCGAGAAAAAACAAGCCGCUACGAUUUUACCUGUUGUGCAAAAACAGCACCAGCUUUUGGUUACCUUGCUUCUUUGCAAUGCUUGUGCCAUGGAGGCACUUCCUAUAUAUCUUGAUAAAAUCUUUCAUCCAUUUGUUGCUGUUUUGCUGUCCGUAACCUUCGUUCUAGCAUUUGGAGAGAUAAUUCCACAAGCUAUAUGCUCAAGAUACGGGCUCGCAGUUGGUGCGAAUUUUGUGUGGCUUGUCCGUAUUCUGAUGAUCAUCUGUUAUCCAAUUUCUUACCCUAUUGGAAAGGUUCUGGAUGCUGUACUUGGACAUAAUGAGGUUUUAUUCAGGCGAGCUCAGUUGAAAGCCCUUGUCUCCAUCCAUAGCCAAGAGGCUGGUAAAGGUGGUGAACUCACACAUGACGAGACAACAAUAAUCAGUGGUGCUCUGGAUUUAACCGAAAAGACUGCGGAGGAGGCUAUGACACCUAUUGAAUCAACAUUUUCCCUAGACGUCAGUUCCAAAUUGGACUGGGAAGCAAUUGGAAAAAUUCUUGCAAGAGGGCAUAGUCGUGUUCCUGUCUUUUCUGGAAAUCCGAAAAACAUUAUUGGCCUUCUGCUGGUGAAAAGUCUUCUCACAGUGCGGGCAGAAACAGAGACUCCAGUAAGUGCUGUUUCCAUUCGGAGAAUGCCUAGGGUCCCAGCAGAUAUGCCUUUGUAUGAUAUCCUGAACGAGUUUCAGAAAGGAAGCAGUCAUAUGGCAGCAGUAGUGAAGAUCAAAGGAAAGAGCAAGAUCCCCCAGCCUGCCCUUGAUGGAGAAAAGUGCGAGGAAGACACAUUCACUAAUGCAAAGUCCCAGUUAACUACCCCCUUGCUUACAAAGCAUGAUGACAAAUCAGGAAGUAUUGUCAUUGAUGUUGAGAAAGCUUCGAGGCCUUUGACAAACAUGCAAACCCUUCAACAAAAUGGUGUCACAACCAAUGGCUUCCCAUAUUCUUCAGAGGAUAUUGAAGAUGGGGAAGUUAUCGGAAUAAUCACCCUGGAGGAUGUUUUCGAAGAACUUCUGCAAGAGGAAAUUGUCGAUGAGACAGAUGUAUACGUUGAUGUACAUAAAAGGAUACGUGUGGCUGCUGCUGCCGCUGCAUCAUCCGUUGCACGUGCUCCAUCAAAUCGGAGAUUGAUUGGUCAAAAACCUGCUGGAGGUCAAACUAAGCAAGGGCAGCCCCCAAAGAAGGCUAUGGAGGAUGACGGACAAUCUGUUAGGUUUGCCGGCGAAUCGAAUCAACAUAUUUUAGGUGAUAAGAGAUGACUUACUGAAUCACAAUGGAUUUCUCAGCAAAAGAAAAAUAUUAAGAGAGAGAGAGAGAGAGAGAGAAGAAGAAGAAGAAGAAGAAGAAGAAGAAGAAGAUCAUGUGGGUAAAAAUGACCCUCAAGUUGCAGAAUCUUACAUUUUUGUUUUUGUUUUGUUUUUAAUUGUAAGCUGUAACCCCUUGUAAUCUUUUUGAUCCUGGUCGUGUAGAUUUAGUAUAUGCAUGUUUCAAGUCUUAUAGUUAUGUUCAUUACAAAUCUUGAACUAGGUCCCCUCUGUAACAAGUUUAAUAAACAUUUUAGUUAAUGUGGGAGUUCUUCGAAAGAAUGUGAUAUUCUUACUUGCUUCAUCUUAUGAACUUUCUGGUCAUAUAUGUAACCAAAGACCAUACAUCAACGUUUUGUCGGUGUUUUUCU